CUAACUCGCAGGGAGGGAAUUGCGCAUGCGGGCCGGUCUCCCGGGACUAGAGCAGGCGAGUUCUGGGCUGCUCCGGUAGGUUUGGCGGGCACGGGAUCAACGGAUUUGGGGCGAGCUUGCAGGUUUUACGUCACCGUUGCAGCUCUCCUUGCUUAAUUGUAUUGCAGUGAUCGCCAUAAACUCCUAAGGGCCGCGGAAUCAGGACGAUCUUGUUGACUGAUUUGCAAACUCUGUGGCGGAACUAUGCGCACUGGCUGGACACAGACAUGGGCUGUAGGGGAUGUAAUAUUCCCCAGCUUUGCAUCUACUCUUUGGCCCCAUUCGCUCCUCAGAUUGAGCCUCUCCAACCUCGACUAGAUGCUAAGGGGCGAAAACUCAGAAAAGCACUUACUCUUUCCUGGUGAGGCUUCCAGAGGAGCGAGAACAACGACAUAGUUAUGUUUACAGUCCUGUAGCGAUUGAUCCCUUUGCUUUCCCCUCAUAAUUGUGGUCUGUUAAUGUUCCGGUGUUGUUUAAUGCCAAAAUGAGUGAUCGCUAUUUAGAACAAAGGAUUAGUAUAAAAUUUUGCGUAAAAUUGAACAAGUCUGCAAGUGAGACCCACCAUCUUUUAAAAGAAGCCUACGGGGAUGAAGUCAUGUCAAGGGCUCGAGUUUUUGACUGGCACAAAAGGUUUAAAGAAGGACGGGAAGAUGUUCGAGAUGAUGCACGAAGUGGUCGCCCGGUCACCCACAGGACAGAUGAAAAUAUCCAGAAGGUCAAGAAUUUGGUUUGUUCAAACAGGCAGUUAACAGUGAGGAUGAUGGCUGAAAAGUUAAAUUUAGAUAAAGAAACUGUUAGACUCAUUCUGAAAGAAAACUUAAACAUGAGGAAGGUUUCUGCUAAAGUUCUAUCAGGUAUUUUGAUGGAUGAGUCUAAACCUGGAAAUUUUCACUUUCAGUCUGACCUUUCAAAGAAAACUAGAAAAAAUGACCCAUUUCUAAGGAAGAAAGCAACAAGUUUUGAAACAUGGAGUCAUCUGCAGGGAGAACCUGGUGCAGAAAUGCCUCAGCCUGUAUCCCAUCCCAAGAUCUACUGUCCUGCCAGCGAGCUUCUGCAGGCCUCAUCUUCAGCAAGCCUUUCCACACGGGUGGCUCGGGAUUGGUUCGCUCCGUGGUGAACUGUAACCUGAGGUAGCUGAGCCUGAGCCGGGAAGCUACCUCAUGGUUAGGCCUCUUCGUUUGCUGCUCGUUUGGUUCCAUUUCUCUACCAUUCUCUCUGCCUGUCAUAGCCUGCCUCCUUAUCCUGUGAUAGGCUAUGGGGCCAUCUUUCUUACUAUUCUGCACCACUUUGAAGUGCUUUUGACUGUUAACUUUAGUAUUGGCUUGUUCUUGAUUUCUUUCGCUCAACUCAUUUGGAUUUCUUCACUUCCCGCAUCUCAGCUUGUUAUGGCUGUCCUAUUCCUCUGCUUUUAGCAUUCUGCCUCAGGAGAUGAUCUGCAUGUCUGUGCCCAGGGAACAAAGUGCUUUGAGAAGGACCCUAAAAGAAAGCCUACAGUUUCAGCCUGCUUUACAUUUAGGGCCUGAGGUAUGGUACAAAAGGCAGUGGUGUGCUGACAUAUUGAGCAGUGCUUGGCCUUGGAUGAACUGACCAGAAUGAUGUGGAGGAACCCCUCAGAACUCAGGUUGGCCACCCAUACGGAUCUUAUUAAAAACAGCUGCCAGACACACAUACAAAAGAGCUGGAUUUGUUUCAUUCUAGUCCUGUACUUUGGAUCCCCACACACUUGGGUAUCCCCUUUGCUGGAAGAGGAAGAUCUAACCUAGAAAAAGAUGAAACAGGGGACCCAGGCCAAAACUGUUAUAUGAGGAGAAAGACCAGGUCACUUCAGACCCUAAGUUAAGGGAAUCUGCACUCAGUGUACCAAUUCCCACACAGCAGCCUGUUUCUAGUAACUGACACCAGUUCUGUCAUAGUGUCAGUGUGCUUUGAGCACCUGGGGUUUUUAGAACACUCCUGUACAUUGAUGAGAUCACCAAGGGCAGAUGGACUUCAUGCAGGAAGUUGUUGAGUGGAUCCUUGAGGAAGGGUGAGACAGAGGGCUGCAAGAUGAAGGAAAGCUUCCCAGACAGAUGAAACAGCCUGAAGCUUGAAAUCUUUGUCAAUAGAAAAUGACGACAAUAUUGGCUAAAAUGGCAAACUCUAAAGGGGAAGAUAGUGGUGCUGCAAAAGAUGAACAAUUUGGGAUAAUUUGCUUCCUCUCCUCUCUCCUGCCAGUAUUUCAUAAAUUGCUUCUCCUGAGUCCAUGAGUAGGUUUAUAAUAACCCACUUACUUGAUUGUCUAAUUGUCCCAUCAGACCCCAUAAAGCAGUCUUUACAUAUUCAAACUGUCUCUUCUAUUCCUGCUUCUACCAGAAUUUAUGGAAUGGAGCUUUUCCCAAGUGGCUUCCAAAUAAUACCGCAUAAACUGGAAACAUCUCAGAGUACCUGAUGGAAAUCAAGAAGGAAGGAGCCCAGAAUCCCAGGAACAGGAAGCAGCAGCAGUUAAACAGUCACACAUCAGUGCUCCAGCAAGUGAACUGAGGUGCAUCCAACUAAGGAGCAGAUCCAGGACCAGAAAACAUAAAAUUAUCUGGGAGCAGAGCCAAGAAGGUGCUGACAUGAAAACCAAAACCCAGGAAAAGUAUAGAACUUGCCAGAGUGCUAGGUAUUGGAGAAAGAAAUAACAGAGGCAUGGUCUCUGCCUUUAAAGAACAAAGCCUUUAGUGGGUCAGAAUGCACAGGAAAGAAAUGGACAUAAAACCAAUUGGUCAUCUGCUUAUAAACUGUACAGCUUUUCCAGAGAAUCCAUGACAUAUAAAGAGGAAGAACUCAGCCACUGUAAUUUAAUGUGAUUCCACACAUUGAUUGAGCACCUACCAUAUGUGUGACACUGGCCAAGCUGUGUGGGGAAUCAGAGGUGGAUAAAACAUGUUCCUUGGCCACCUUGAGAAGCUCACCAUUUAGUGGGAGAAACAGACAUGGACAUAAAUAACUGUAAUGUACUACAGAAAAAUACAAUUGCCAUAGGAAAUCAAGUGCUUUGGGAACCAGAAGAGGGAAUGAUUCAUGCUCUCAAAGGAGAUUUGGAAAAGUUUCAUCAAGGAAGUGAUAAUACUACGGCCUGAGCAGGCCUUAGCUCUGUCAGGAAACACAAGAAAGGGCACUCCAGACCAAGGAACAGCACAGAACAAUAUGAUGAGCAAGUCUGUCAGGCUAGUGACUGUUCUGAUCAAGAAUGUGGUAGAAAUAAUGCUACACGACUUCCACAGUUUCAUCAUAAAAAUGAUAAUGUUCUGUCAUUUUUCUCUUGCCUUGGAAUCUGGCCACCUGUUCUAAGAAACCUACAUCACAUGAAGAUCUACAUAACAAUUUGCAGCUGACAACCCAUCAGACUUCAGGCAACAGCCAACAUUAACUGCUGAUCAUAUGAAUAAAUAAGCCCUCAGAUGAUUCCAGACUUCACUCAACCUUCAGACUUCACUGGAUAACAUAAAAAAAGAGUACAGAUGAUUUGCUCCCCCUAAGCCCAAUGCAAACUGGAGAUUUGUGAGCAAGAGAAAUAAUUUCAGCCAUGGCAAUGAUUUGUUUUGCAACUAUGGGUAGCCAGAAUUCAUUAGUAUCUGUGUGUUCUUGAAAAGCAUCUUCUGGAGAUAUCAGACUUUGGAUAAAAUAUUUUUUCGGCCGGGCUUGGCUUCCUCCACCUUAAAAUGAAACAAUAAUUAUUAUAUGAUGGGAAUGUUCUGAGGUUUUAAUGAGAAGAUGCAUACAGGGUGUUCUUCUUAUAAUGAGUCUUCAAUAAAUGCUAUUUAAUAUUAUUUCAACUUACCCCCAUGAAGUUGUUACGGUUUUUCUGCUUUGUACAAAUUCCCCUUCAAGGGCUGUGUGCUAUAAACCUUUAAACACACAUCUAUAAAGUUUGAUGCUCUCUCCUCA
Molecule: messenger RNA, 3951 nt
Organism: Chinchilla lanigera (long-tailed chinchilla)
Lineage: Eukaryota; Metazoa; Chordata; Mammalia; Rodentia; Chinchillidae
Gene: Gvqw3
Exons: 6
Coding region: 524-1156 (210 amino acids)
Source: RefSeq, a predicted model, not a curated record